GAUCGCCAGAGCCACGGGUUCGCGCAGCUAUCCCAGCGUGACGCAGCUGGGCCAGACCAACCCGUCACAUUGAGCGACAGCGACGUCGAGGAGACACAUGCCGUCGUCGACAAGGGCCCGAUCGCAGUUCAGCCAGCCAGCCGGACUCCGACUGUAGUUGCGACCAAGCCCUGGGCACGCCCGGCCCCGACACUCGACGAAUUUGUUGUGUGUACUUUGGAGCGCGAGCCCGUGCAACAUGACGAGCAGCCCAUUCGGCCGCAUCGGCGGCGGCAGCUCCGCGCUCGCGGCGACGACAACAUCAGCCAGCCUGCCGACCUCGACAGCGCGCCGAUCUUCGCGAUCGCCGCCCAGCAGGACACUCUGCCAGAGACGCAGCCACUAGGGGCCGCCGCGGAGCUUGCGACGCUGCAGCACGACGCCGUCGACCAGCCAGGCGGCGCGACCUCGCCAACCCCGGGCGCGCAGGCGAGCCUGGGUGCCCAGGCGGCGCGCGCUGGAGCCUCGCCGCAGCCCGAGCCCAGCAUGGAUGCUGGCGUGGCCCAGGGCAGCUCGGGCUCGGAAGAUCGCUCCGAGCUCAGCCAGCCGAUGGUCGACGGUGGCUCGGCUGCUGGUCAGGGCCAGCGGGCGCCGAGCGAGGCGCGCCCAGAGGUGCUCGACGGCGCAGCCGCGGACAGCCAGGGCGCCGCAGUCGGCGAAGCUGGGGAGGAGGUGCCCACGGGGCAGGAGCUGCCAGACCGCCAGCCAGAUAUGGUGGACACCAACUCUUGUGACCACGAGCCCGAGCUGGACCCGAGCCAGCCGUCGUCGCCCUCCGCAGUCGACUGCGCGACGCGCAUCAGCAGCUUCGAGCAGGAGAUGGUGGCGCUCUUCAGGCAGAAGCUCAAGGGACAGGAGCUGCCGACCACCGUGGGGGGCGCCCAGCAGGAGGAGGAGGAGGACAUCGACGACGACGUGUUGGAGGCGCGUGCGAAGGCUGGGUUCGACUUCGCGGCUCGGGGCGCCCUGGGAAGUAGAUUCACGCGCUGGCUGAAGGCAAAUGGACAGUGGGAUGGGUUUGGCAGGCCCGCGAGAGAUGCCAGGGCCAAGCGCAGGCGCGAGUGGGCCGAGGAGCAGUGCAGCGAGGCCAUCAAGAAGCGGUCCAAGGUGACGCAGGACUCCGAGUCCGACAUCAAGAUUGGACGGAUGACGAACCUGGACCAGCUCAUCGCAGCGGAGGGCGGGCACCACAGCGCCACCGCAAUUGCGGGGGCCCAUGGGAUAGCCAAGUCCGCCCUGGAGCGUGGCGCGGGGUGGGUCGCCAUCGACCCCUGCAGCAAGAGGAUGAAGUUCCGCCACAUCUCCGAGGAGACGCGCCAGGAGUCCAGCGAGAUCUGGCGGGCGACGUCGGAGCAGACGGCACGCCCUGCGCCGUCAUCGGCUGGCCCAUCGACAAUGUCGCCAGACUUGGCAGCGGCGCGGGAGCGGGCCAUCGCCCACUUCAACCAGCCCACGGCAUUCGGCAACUUCCCUCCUGCAGUCCACGCCAACAUUGCAGCCGCCGCCCCGUUGCAGCCCAAGGCGCAGCCAAGCGCCGCGCCAGCGGCUGCUGCCGCGAGCAGCGCAGCUGCGCUGCCAGCAGGGCCCGCAGUCGACACCGCGCCGGCCACCACGGCGUUGCAGCUGGCCAAGGACACGCCCCCGAAGCCGACGGCGAAGACCAAUGCUGGCGUGGCUGGCGUGGCUGGAGCG
This is a messenger RNA of Prorocentrum cordatum, 1731 nucleotides long. NCBI's taxonomy places the organism in Eukaryota, Dinophyceae, Prorocentrales, Prorocentraceae. The record is from the annotation of a GenBank genome assembly.